Messenger RNA from Varroa destructor (honeybee mite), 1030 nucleotides. It is a transcript of the gene eIF3k, whose product is annotated as eukaryotic translation initiation factor 3 subunit k. Gene Ontology annotation, molecular function: ribosome binding; translation initiation factor activity. The record is from RefSeq and is a predicted model, not a curated record. Gene Ontology annotation, biological process: regulation of translational initiation. Gene Ontology annotation, cellular component: cytoplasm; eukaryotic translation initiation factor 3 complex. NCBI's taxonomy places the organism in Eukaryota, Metazoa, Arthropoda, Arachnida, Mesostigmata, Varroidae.
ACUUUUUGGUUAGAACAAGUACUUUGCAAAGAAAUCUAUGGACGAAUAUUGUUUUUUACAUGAAAUUAUUUGUUUUGUGAGGCGCCCGUCUGUCAAACGCAAAACUCUCAUCAGCGAUCGCGUUCGACAACGAAACACGUUUCGUGAUUACCAGUUACUCACACUUUUGUCGAAUAUUGGUCGAUUUAUCAUUAAAAAUGACGUUUUUCGAUAGUCAGCAAGUCCCGUCGAAGGAACAGGUCGAGGGUGCUAAGUCUACUAUCGCCCGAAUGCUUCAGGAGCUUGAUAGGUACAAUCCGGACAACUUGCCGUUCUUGGAAAAUUUUGUGGAUUUACAAUGCAGGGCAAAUUUCUAUGACCUUGAAGCAAACCUGGCCGUUCUUAAGCUGUACCAGUUUAAUCCCUUGGUUGUGAAGUUGCAGAUCAUCGCACAGAUCCUCCUUAAGGCGUUGACGAAUUUGCCCCAUUCAGACUUUGUUCUCUGUAAAUGCCUCAUCGAUCUUAGUCAUCAAAGUGACCGUACGAUAGAUACGAUCAUGAGGUUGCACAGCGAUUUAGAGACCUGCGAGCUACAGAGAGUAUGGUCUACACUGUCCAGUGAGCUGCGUGAAGCGGAUGCCGUCGUGGGCUUCGAGGACGCUAUUCGAAACUACAUCGGUAUCGUCGUGAAUAUGACGUACCAGAGGAUCGACAAGCGAAUGUUGUGUGAGUUUCUUAAUGUGAAAGACAAGGACCUCAAGACAUGGAUGGACCGGUUCGGAUGGAAGGCUCAAGGUGUCAAUGACAUCUUUAUCCAAAAUCACGAGGAGAGCAUCAAGACAAAGUCUAUUCUCGAACACAUCACUUUUGAAACAGUCGAAGAUAUUAUGAUCAAUUGUCGCUGAAUAAUAUUCCCCUCUGCCAUUCCCGUGGCUUUGCUAAUUACAUGUGGCAGUUGAAAAACGACCCAAUAUGAUCAUAAAAUUAUUGGGAUACAAGAAAAUGGUAACUUUUGUUUUUGUAUAAUAAACGAACUAAAAAUAGAAAUUUC